Messenger RNA from Synchiropus splendidus (mandarinfish), 2368 nucleotides. RefSeq names its product tripartite motif containing 69 (gene trim69). Gene Ontology annotation, molecular function: zinc ion binding; protein binding. The coding region runs from base 566 to 2200 and encodes 544 amino acids. The transcript has 6 exons. Lineage: Eukaryota; Metazoa; Chordata; Actinopteri; Syngnathiformes; Callionymidae. The record is from RefSeq and is a predicted model, not a curated record.
GUUCUAUCCUCUCAAAAUUGUUUCAUGGCAUUAAAUACUUUGUGGCACGAGUUCUAUGAAGACAUACAGCCGGAAAUUUGUUUUCCCACAAGGGUUUUACCCCCUCGAAGGAUCGUCCAAACCAUGAACACCACUCGCAGACGCUGAGAGCUUUUCCCAUAGUGUUCUCGUCAUCUCUGUGACUUCAUUCACUGCGCCAGAUUCAUGUCACACAUACAGGAGGAUUUACAUUUUUCUGUGGUUACUCGACAGCAGAUUAAACGUUGAGAGGAUUGUAGCAGUUGCUGAUCCAAAACCAAAGAGCCAAGGAGCAAAAAUACACAACACGCCUCCAGUUUCCUGAAAGUAAUGUGACGUACGUCUGGAAGAAAAAAAAGAAGGGGGGAGGGGGUUUGAGAUCCCCUAUCUUGUGGGGAUGAGAGAGGCUGCCUUUGCAACACCCACUUCAAUUCUACACUGUCAACAGGAAGGCUGGGAAGAGGAGAGAAGCAAAGGAGGAAGGACGUAGACAUUCAGCUUCAGGCUCCAGGACAAAGAAAAAACACUUGAGGAAAAAGGAACCAGCAUGAAUCAAAAAGAAGUGAAGAAAAUACAAUCCGUCUACCUCCAGAACUUGGAGAAACUCAACCAGGGAGUGAAACAAGAGAAGAAAUGCUGGAAGUCAAAGGAAGGGGACUUUGCAGCCAUGGAGAAGCUGCGCCCACCUGCUAAAGUUGGACAAGUGGCCAAAAGCUCUGCAAACAGAAUCAGUCGAGACCUAACCUGCUCCAUCUGCUUGGACCUUUUUAAACAGCCUGUGUCUUUGCCCUGCGACCACACUUUCUGUCAAGGCUGCAUCGAGGGUUACUGGACCGGGCCGAGGGUUCUCGGCCACGGGGGCACCAGCUCAUGUCCUCAGUGCAGGAAGAUGUUUCCAGGUCAGAGUUACAGACCCAACCGCAUUGUUGCCAACAUCGUGGAGAGCUACUGUCAUGGACUGGAGGAGAGCGGCGGCGGGUGUCGCAUGUCGGAGAGCAACCUAGUGGAGAAGGUACCGACUUAUGUGCCACGCUGCAGCAGACAUCGCGAGGAGCUGAAACUCUACUGUGAAGAGGACCAAGAGCUGGUGUGUCUUGUGUGCGGCGUGUCCCAGGAGCACCGAAGUCACACCAUGGUGUGUGUGCAGGAGGCUGAGCAGAAGUACAGGGUGUCUCUGAACACUUCCAUGGACUCGCUCAAAGCCGAGCUGAACACUGCACUGCAGUGUGACCGGGAAGCUGAGGAGGAAGUCAAGAAAUUAAAGGAGCACACCGCCGACCUGAAGCAGCGCAUAGAGGCUCAGUUCAGUGACCUGCACCAGUUCCUUUACCAGGAAGAGAAGCUGCUGCAGGUGAAGCUGAAGACAGAGGAGCGACGGGAGCUGAUCCGACUGGAUGAGCACAAGGCUCUGCUGUGUGUGGAGAUAUCACGUCUGCAGAGGGCCGUCCAUGAGAUCGAAGACAAACUGAGAGAACAGGACCCCUACUCUCUGCUCAGAAGCAUCAAGGUUCUCCUCCAGAGGCCGUCAUUAAAGUUUGAGAAGCCGACUUUCUCACCUCCGAGUCUCUGUGAGGGCCGGUUUGCAGGACCGCUGCAGUACAGAGUGUGGAAGUCCAUGAAGAGCAGCAUUUACCCAGUUCCUUCUGCGAUCACCUUUAACUCCAGCACAGCAAACCCCUGGCUCAGCCUGACCUCCUCCCUCACCUGCGUCCGCUACCAGACCUUCAACCACACAGUGGAGGACAACCCUCACCGCUUUAAUGCCGCGCUGUCUCUGCUGGGCAGCCAGGGCUUCACCCACGGGCGCCACUACUGGGAGAUAGAAGUCUACAGCAGCACGGUCUGGACUGUUGGUGUGGCCAGAGAAUCGGUGCCCCGAAAAGGGGUCAUCAAAGCUCUUCCUUCCAACGGCUUCUGGACUCUCUCCCUCUCUUACGGAAUCCAGUACAUGGCUGGGACCGCCCCACCCACGGUGCUGUCUCUGGAGGAGCCGCUGGCUCGGAUCGGCGUGUACCUGGACUACAAAAGAGGCCUGGUGUCCUUCUACAACGCGGAGAGCAUGACGCACCUCUACACCUUCAGAGAAGACUUCAUGGAGACCCUGUUCCCGUACUUCAACCUGGGGUUCCUGGAUAAAGUGCAUGAGAAUGAACCCCUUAAGGUUUUCCUGCCAAAGAUUUAGCACAAAGCAAAAACAGUACCGAGCUAUUCCUUUUAAUCUUUCUACACGCAAAGUCAAUUUGUGGAGAGUACACAAUGAAUCGAAGAUGUAAACGCUUGUACUGUUUUCAUUAUAACUAAAAUCAACUGGUGAUUUUUAAGGAUGUUGCUUGUUUAUCUGUUAUUUUGA